This is a messenger RNA of Phacochoerus africanus (Common warthog), 1239 nucleotides long. RefSeq names its product transgelin 3 (gene TAGLN3). The record is from RefSeq and is a predicted model, not a curated record. Gene Ontology annotation, molecular function: protein binding. The transcript is spliced from 4 exons. Lineage: Eukaryota; Metazoa; Chordata; Mammalia; Artiodactyla; Suidae. The coding region runs from base 303 to 902 and encodes 199 amino acids.
CAUCAUGUCUUCUCACUGAUAGGCGGGACUGAGAGGGGGCUUCCAGUCCCCUUGGACCUCCGGGGGCUUUAUUCUAAGAGUCACUGGCGCGUGGCUGAGCCUUUCUUUCCCGUUUGUAGGUGAAACCCCAGUGGCUUCAUUGGCUCCUUGAUUUAAACCACGCCCGGCUUUCUGCCCGCUUUGCUGCUGCUGGGCCAGGCGGCCCAGCCCCAGCCCAGCCCUAGCCCAGCCCGUUUGCGGGGAGCCCGGGCUGCUGCUGCUAUUGUGUGGAUGCCGCGCGUGUCCUCUCUUCUCUUCCAGAGAUGGCUAACAGGGGCCCGAGCUACGGCUUAAGCCGAGAGGUGCAGGAGAAGAUUGAGCAGAAGUAUGACGCAGACCUGGAGAACAAACUGGUGGACUGGAUCAUCCUGCAGUGCGCGGAGGACAUAGAGCACCCACCCCCCGGCAGGACCCAUUUUCAGAAAUGGUUAAUGGACGGGACGGUCUUGUGUAAGCUGAUAAACAGUUUAUACCCUCCUGGACAAGAACCCAUUCCCAAGAUCUCAGAGUCAAAGAUGGCUUUUAAGCAGAUGGAACAAAUCUCCCAGUUCCUAAAAGCUGCAGAGAUCUAUGGUGUCAGGACCACUGACAUUUUUCAGACUGUGGAUCUGUGGGAAGGGAAGGACAUGGCGGCCGUGCAGAGGACCCUGAUGGCUCUGGGCAGCGUUGCAGUCACCAAGGAUGAUGGCUGCUACCGGGGAGAGCCAUCUUGGUUUCACAGGAAAGCCCAGCAGAAUCGGAGAGGAUUUUCAGAGGAGCAGCUUCGCCAGGGACAGAACGUCAUCGGCCUGCAGAUGGGCAGCAACAAGGGAGCCUCCCAGGCAGGCAUGACUGGGUACGGGAUGCCCAGGCAGAUCAUGUGAGACCCUGCCUCCCACCCCCCGUAGAGAGGAUGAAUGAUCCACACCACGGUCUAUAUGGUAAAGAAAUAGUUAGUCACCUCUGACCUUCUCUUCUCAAAGCCUCCUGUCCUUGGUUUUUGCAAGUGCCGCAUUUCUGCUGCGAAUCCACGUUGCCUACUGCUGCCACCUUCUGUUCAUUUAGAACUAUGCAAAGACUCCGCUUCCUCCCUCUUCCUGAGCUCCUUUGCCCUAAAAGCCUUUAUCAGUCUGAUUAUUUAUUUAUUUAUUUAUUUGCCAAAAAAUCUCCCUCCUCAACUUACAGAACGCACCUAAUAAAAAAAUUAGUCUUGUGUCUUAA